CCGACUCCAUUUUAAUUAAUAAGAUAAUAUGGCAUGUUCAGCGCUCAGCGUUCAAACGAAUACCCUCAAACAACAAGCCAGAACGGAGCUUGCAGGAGAAGCUCAGAAGACGGACGGCUCUCUGAGUCCAUGUCAUGCACCUACAAUACAAUACCAACAUUUUAUUCCGCGGUUUAUAUUGCGAAGAUUCCAAGUCGGACCUGUGAAGUCCAAAGCAGAACGACAAAAAGAAUUUCGACGCACCGGUGUUGAUCCUGAAUACGUCCACUACUAUGAUAUUGCCACGGGUAGCCUUGGCAUUCGUCCUAUUGGAAAAGUUUACGGCAUCCCGAAUGUCUACCAGGACGUCCGCAACGCCCGUAAUAUCAACGAACUAGAGGAGAAAUUAGCGGAACUUGAACGUCAUGCAGCCUCCAUUAUCAUGGACUUGCAUAAAGCACUUCCUCAGGGUACUUUCACUCUGAAGCGGAGGUCGCUAGAGCUCCUGCGGAAGUUCCUGUUUAUCAUGCAUUAUCGCAAAGUAUCGUGUUCAGGUACCUACUUUCAAGCGGAUCACCCAGAGAACGCAGGGGGCCGUCAGUGGAUCGAGGCCUUCAUGAAGGCGAAGGGUAUUCGAUCCGCUGUCGAGAUAUGGCUACACUUCCUCAGAUACUAUCUGGACACGUCUCAUUCAGACAUCAUGCGAGAUGCUGCAAAACUCGUAGAGAAGUACGGCGAAGAAGGUCUUCAAAAAAUGAUGACUGAAUCGCAUAUCCCACCUGGUCUCGAAAACUUCCCGGCUUACACUUACCACACUCAUGCAAACGCCUACUUCUUCAGUAUCUGGGAAGCCGCGGAAGGGGAAGAAUUUAUCAUCACGGACAACGCAUUUGGAUUGUGGGAAGGUUCAGGACACGGCUGCACCGACCUGCACCGUAUAUUUGUAGUCAGCCCUCGCAUUGCUCUCGUCCUGCGCAAUGUGUUACUGCGUCCAGAAAUGAAAGGAUACAUAAAGCCGCGUGCGUUCGUGAGCUCCUUGCUCAACGUAAAUCCAACUCCGCCAACUCCGAUUUACACCAGUGGAGCACACGGUGCACACAUCAACCACGUAAAUUUCCAAUCCGCGAUGUCACUUGCACGUUACAGAUCUUCCAAGAAAGGGGGGAAUGACCGUUUUGUGUUCAAGAUCACAAAAAUGUCGCGACCCCAAACAUUGGCGUUCAAUUCCGUUGUAUUGGUCAAUGUGACGAAGAAAGGCUCUUUGACCUUCCUGUCAAGGGGGAGUAUGCUCCGCACUGCGCGUGCGUUCCGGAGUUCGUCAGCCAAUUUCCUUGCAGGCGACCUGCUCAUUCCACUCAUUGUGCAAUUGACGAAUACCAUGGAGACAGAAGUGUCAACUCUUCUCCCACCAUUGCAGUCACCAACGGACCUUAAUGUACUUACACUCAUUGGUGUAGGUGCUUUAUGUGCUUUUUUUGUCUUCUUUUUUUGGUUUUAAAUCCAGUUUAUUGUCCUUUGGGGUCUUCGACCAUAUGUAGGAUAGUCCUUUUCGCAGGGAGCUUACUCCCGCAUAAUCUAUCGCAUUAAAUGAGUUCUGGCUAUG
Molecule: messenger RNA, 1582 nt
Organism: Suillus subalutaceus
Lineage: Eukaryota; Fungi; Basidiomycota; Agaricomycetes; Boletales; Suillaceae
Exons: 4
Coding region: 29-1477 (482 amino acids)
Source: RefSeq, a predicted model, not a curated record